GGCUCCGCGGUGCGCGUGGGCGGCGGGGGGGGCGACCGGCGUGGGCGGCGGCCCUCUGCUGCUGGGGCCCGUCGCCAACUCGAGCGAGCCGCGCUGCGCCAACGUCUCCAGCGUCCACUACAGCCUCGACAUGCUGCUGGGCACCUGGUACGUGGUCGAGGUCAUCUCGCCGGUGUCUGUGGGGACGGUGUGCGACGGCUUCCAGCUGACCAAGCUGAACGUGAGCCGAGCCUGGGAGGACCUGGAGGCGGAGGCGGUCAUCAUGAGCCGCUUCGGGAGACUGCCCGGAGGCCCCACCAUCUACUUCAACCGCACCAUGCUGGUGGGAGGCGGCGCGGGGGCGUCCAGCGACGGCCAGCACGAGGAGACCAGGGGCCCCAUGCUGUACGACCAGCUGGCGGUGACGGAUUACUCGCCGGGCGGCCGCUACCUCAGCAUCACGGCCUGCCACGAGGGUCAGCACUGGACGUACGUGUACGGCCGCCAGCCCGCCCCCGCCGCCCCCGAGGAAAUUCGGGCGCUGCACGCGCGCCUCGCCGCCGCCGGCGUGUCCGUCUCCGCCUCUGGCACCACCACCACCACCACCACCACACCCACCGCCCCCACAGCCUCCACCACCUCCGUCGUAGACGACUCCGAGAACGACGCCUCCGGUUCCGGCAGGGGAGGGCAGGCGGCAGCGGCGGCCACGGAGAUGCCGACGUCGACAGCACACGACCGGACGCCGCCUCCCUGGUGGCCCGGCCUCACGACGCCCACGCCGGCGCCGCUGCCCGUGUUCAACAUCACCGAGUGCGGUUGGUAGAUGUCCUGAAGACGUCGCUGUGGGCGAAAUGUUCGUUGUGUGCCCAAUGUCCUCGAGAACUGAUGUACUUAACCAAAAUGGGUCUGAGUUGGAAGGCGGCCCAAAUUUGAGCCGGUUUUAGCACCUCGAUUCACAAAAGACUGGCAACCGAUGAAAUUUAUUAUGUUUUCCACCUUACACUGAGUAACACUGGAUGGUAAUAACUUCUUUCUUUAAGACUGAACAAGAUCGUGCUUCAGUUACGACACAGUUUAAUUUUUUUGCCCUGCGCAGAGCGCUAUGCAAUGGCCGGCAACACCCCCUCCCUCCACAUCCUCUUAGAUGCCACGUAUAAUUAGAUUCCCUACACAAUUCGCUAACACUGUCUAUCAAUACACGUGGCUCCUUCUAACAUGAUGCACACUGUAGAGACUCCUAUCUUGUCCACUCCACUCCCAAUCACAGUAAUAUCACUCAACCAAGCAAUGCCUUUUCGUCUAAAGCAAAUGAACUAACAGUACAGCCUUAGUGUCCCAUUCUCAGCAUAUACGACAAGAAAUUGCAAAUAUGUACAAACAUUGGAGAAUUAACGAGUGUAGGGACACAGUGUCAUUGAGUUCAACUGGCAGACACGCUGAAGAGGCCAAUUUGUUAGCAACUUCAUGUGAACAGACGGGUUUACUAAAUCAAAGAGUUAUCAACUACCAGGUUGCCUCACGUUAGGUGGCUAUAUCGAUGCGCCAUGCUCGUAGACUGUUGCAGUGAUGCCAGGUAGCCAUAUAGCACGCAUUCUUAGCAUGCGUGACCCACUUGACCAUCCCUACCCGUGUAGCUUGGUUGCCAGGCUGCCCGUGCAUCAGCUACUUCCCCACCCCUGCCCAUUGUUGCCUAUCAUCGCAGAAAGUAAGCGAAAGAGAGUUCUUUUCAGUGUUACCUGUUUUCUCUCCGUCUAUGUCCCAUACCACUCAUACACUGGCCAUGCUCUCUGCUGCCAAAAGGCUGUGCUGGUGCAAGCCUCAUGUCACGACAGGCUUUCUCCUGACUUACAAACACUUCUUCAUGUAGCUUUAAAUGUCUUGUGUCUCACGAAAACCAAUAUGAACACUGCAGCAGCAAAUCAGCCGUCACUACACUCACAAUGAGACGAAAAUCAAGUGUGAACGUUCAGAACACAAUCAGCAUAUGGACUUGCCACACUGGUCUGCCUGAGUUACGCAAUUGGCUGGCACAUGACAGGAACGCUACUGUGCACACACACCUUCCCUCAUCAGCAACACAGCCCACGUUCUUACACGCUCACUCCACCGAAAACACCCUUCUACCACCAAACUUGUUUUCUUCCAAAGUAAAGGCACUAAUAUCGACUGAGGUGCGGAAAUUCAGCAAAAUCCGUACACCAUCUUUCUUGGCAGCUAGUAUCACGCUUUUCGUACUAAGGUUUGUACCGAGUGCCCAAUAAUCAAGUGCAUAACCGGUGAAGAUACAUUCUGCUACCCAAAUUAAGUACUUAACACCCGAUGAGCUGCACCAGACGUUACACAGAUGUCCUAAAGAUGAAUCUUACCAAAGAGGUGAGUGCCAAGACCGUCCUUUGCCAGCUGAUGAGAUUACAUUGCUAGUAUUCACUACCGUAAUACUUAAAUGCUUUACAUUGUAAACUUGUACCAUCGUCUAUCAAUGACAUAGAAUAUUAGCGACAUUUGCUUUGUCAUAUUAGAGACAGUACCAAAAUUUUGGACGUGUCUCAUAAUAAAUGAGGUUUCGAUACCACGCUUGCUUAUCAAUACGUGCUUAUGGGACAUAUUUCGCUUGCCACGAAGUGCAGCAUGUAAUUUCACACGUAAUGGCCAAUUCUCUACAUUCUCACAUACAUCGUAAACGUAACAGGACAGGCGCUGGGAAGCUGAAAACGUUGAAGAAUACACCUGCUCUUGAAUUUUCGACGGUUAAGUGAAUGGGAGGCGACUAGAAUAAUUGUGACUUGUACGAGUACUGAGUGAUAUCAAUAGCUUUGUGUCAUGUGUAACUACAGGUACUGUUUCCUAUAAUUUCCACUAUCUGGUAAUAAAAGAAGUAAGAAACA
This is a messenger RNA of Schistocerca serialis cubense, 2867 nucleotides long. RefSeq lists its product as uncharacterized. The record is from RefSeq and is a predicted model, not a curated record. NCBI's taxonomy places the organism in Eukaryota, Metazoa, Arthropoda, Insecta, Orthoptera, Acrididae. Bases 131 to 805 code for a protein of 224 amino acids. The transcript has 3 exons.